AUGUUCAUCCUGACAAAAAUUGCGGACCUGGUCCAGAUCACACCCGAAGACUUCCACAAGAAAAGCAGCGAUGCUAUUGAGGACAACAUUAAUGCCAAAUACGCCAACAAGGCAGGUCUCAUGCUCAGUUUGGAUUUGGCGACACACAUGCUGACUGUCACAACACAACAGGUGAUCCAAAAGAUCGGCCUCUGUAUCUGCCUAUACGACCUCUUGUGGGCAUCAGAAGGCUUGGUCCGGCAGGGGACAGGAAACGCCAACGUGAACGCCGAGUUCCGCCUCGUUGUCUUCCGCCCCUUCAAAGGCGAGGUCAUCAUGGCCAAGAUCUCCAAGUGCACACCAGAAGGCAUCCACGUGCGCACGGAGUUCUUCAGCGACAUCUUCGUCGAGGCUGAGGAGCUGCCGGACGGGUGCCAGUUCGACCACAACGAGCAGCUCUGGGUCUGGAACAACGACGAGACGGGCCCAAUGUGGUGGGACGUCCACGAGACGGUCCGCCUUGCUGUCAUCGGCGAGGAGUGGCACGACCAGACGCCCACCAAGCCCACCGUCGCACCCGGCGAGGACCAGCCCGAAGAGCAGAGGAAGCCGCCAUAUGUCAUCAAGGGGAGCAUGAAGAACCCGGGUCUGGGAUGCACGCUCUGGUGGGAGUUCUGA
Diaporthe citri is the source of this 657-nucleotide messenger RNA. RefSeq lists its product as uncharacterized. Bases 1 to 657 code for a protein of 218 amino acids. Gene Ontology annotation, cellular component: RNA polymerase III complex. Gene Ontology annotation, biological process: transcription initiation at RNA polymerase III promoter; DNA-templated transcription. The record is from RefSeq and is a predicted model, not a curated record. NCBI's taxonomy places the organism in Eukaryota, Fungi, Ascomycota, Sordariomycetes, Diaporthales, Diaporthaceae. The transcript has 4 exons.